AUGGGGAUGCAUCAGGAGAUGGUGGUUGUGGGGAUGGGGAGUGGCGGGGUGAUAAAGGUUAGAACUGGGCUGGGCUCUGCAAAGCAUAUAAAAUCAGGGUUUGUUGUUUAGAUCUGGAGAGUCUGGAGGGCAUUCCAAGAAUGAGAAAAGGAGAUGAUGGUUGAAAGAACAAAAGGGGCAGGCCCUUUUAUACCUUAAACAAGCAGGGAGUAGCCUAUCUGGUGCUGUGAUAACCAUGAUUAUUCCAGAAAUCUAGUGGAAUAUGAUACAGAGAAGCAUGAAAAGCAUGAGAAGCAUAAGAAGCAUGAGAAGCAUAAGAAGCAUAAGAAGCAUAAGAAGCAUAAGAAGCAUAAGAAGCAUAAGAAGCAUAAGAAGCAUAAGAAGCAUAAGAAGCAUAAGAAGCAUAAGAAGCAUAAGAAGCAUAAGAAGCAUAAGAAGCAUAAGAAGCAUAAGAAGCAUAAGAAGCAUAAGAAGCAUAAGAAGCAUAAGAAGCAUAAGAAGCAUAAGGAGCAUAAGGAGCAUAAGGAGCAUAAGGAGCAUAAGGAGCAUAAGGAGCAUCAAAACAUAAGAAGCAUCAAAACAUAUGAGGCAUAA
Molecule: messenger RNA, 594 nt
Organism: Tuber aestivum (summer truffle)
Lineage: Eukaryota; Fungi; Ascomycota; Pezizomycetes; Pezizales; Tuberaceae
Source: the annotation of a GenBank genome assembly